CGCAGUCUCUCCCGCAGAAAACAACAUUCCCGCACGGCCAGGACCCGCAGCCCCGCCGCUCGGCUCGCCACGCACGCCCUCGGCAUCGACAACACGACCCGCGGCGGUUCCGUCCGACACGGACUGUAGCAGCACUGGAGUUAGCUGUGAUCGGCUAGGAACCAGCUGCCCAGCUAGCGGCCCAAUGAUGUUUGAGCGCCGACGGUUUCUACCGAAGCAUCAUCUGACAGGACGAUGCAUGACCAGAUGUACCACUCUGACUACGGCGUAGACUUUCCUGACCUCUGCUUCCAUAUCCCCGGCAGCCCUGCAGGACCGGCUCCAGAAACCACAGUCUGAGAAAAACGCCCCUCAACAAGCCCCACUCCCAGCUCGUCUCGCACCUGCCUCUGCAGCGGCAGCUCCAGCUCCGCUCGGACCAUGGACAGCCCUCCCAAACUCUCCGGGGAGACCUUGAUCGUGCAUCACAUCCCCUUGGUGCACUGUCAGGUGUCAGGGGGGCGGCAGGGCGGCUGCGGGGGCUCACUGAAGAGGACUAAUCCAUUUAGCCCGCCGGAGAACCUGGGUUUGAGUCGGACUACAUCCCUCCCGGAGAGAGACGUCCUCCAGAGAGAGGCUCUGCUCUACAACAGCCUGAUCCAGACCUCCAGCGGCUCCUGGGCCUCCAACAACGGAGGAAAAGAGAGGAAGAGUGGAGGGAGAGGGGGCAGCACAGCCAGCGACGAUUCGUCAUUUACCUCCAGCAAUUCGGACGACCACCCGGUUACAGCUCACACGUUGCCCAGAGCCAAACCCAGGAGCAGGAACCCGUUUCGUCAGAACCCCUUCCUGCUGAACACGGAAGAUGAGGAAGAGGAGGAGGACAGCGACAACCUGAACGGUUACCAGGAAGACUCCUCUUUUCACCUCCACAGUGACACAAACUCCGUGCUCGAUGACGGGAUGACGUCCUUUCACCUUCACGAUCUAGAUUUUGCUUCGGAGCCCUUUCUUUUGCACGGCUUAGAGGGAGGAAGCCGUCGGGAGUCGCUGAGGGGCGCCGUCGCGGAUCUGUCCAACCACCUGCAGGAUCUUGACAUCUUAAGUCUGGACAGCAAGCGCCGCCACGGGAGCGGCGGCUCCAACAUGUCCAUGGACUGCGGAGAACAGGACUGGGGCGACGACGAGGACGAAGAUCACCCCAUGAGGUGCGGGCGAAGCAGCAAGACGGGCUCGUACUCGUCCAGCUCGUCCACGCAGCAAUGCUCCUGCUGCGCUCUCUCCCAGAGCUACCCGCAGCACUUCCCCGAGACCUUCUCCGAGGCCUUCUCCGAGUUCCAGCAGGGCUACGGCAGCGACUCCUCCUGCAACAGCUCCGACGGCGUCCUCGUCAACUUCAGCGCCAUCUACAACAAGAUGAACAACAGCAUCCCGGAGAAGCCGUCGGCGCCGCUGCCCGCCAACCUCAACAGCUCCAACGAGCAGUCCUGCACCUCGUCUGUUUCAGAUCUGCCCGGAAACCAGGAUUCAAACGGAGGAGCUUUCUACUUGGACCUGCACAGCUCCCCCAGCGAGCCCCCUCUGCCCCAGCGACAGCCCUCUUGCCUCCCCUCCGCCUUCCCCCUCAUCAGCGAGUCGCACCUGUCCACCUCCUCCACCUGCCCCUGCUCCGUGGAGCACCAGGCCGCCCUGGAGCUCGACGCCAACUGCAACUCCUACCACCCUCCUCACGCCGCGUCCCCCGGCGACGUGGCCUCCUGCCUGCAGAGUCAGGCGCGUCUAGUGGUCGCCACGCAGAACUACUACAAGCUGGUGACCUGCGACCUUUCGUCCCAGUCGUCCCCGAGUCCCGCGGGCUCCUCGGUGCACAGCUGCUCUGACGAGCACAGCAAAGGCACCCCCACCCCGACUCAGCCCAGCGAGUACUUCCUGUUCAGGCAGCGAGCUGAUGACGAGGGACUGGAGGAAGAGGACGAAGAAGAGGGAGAAUCCUCCAGACGAGAUGACGAAGAGGAUGAAGAGGAAGAGGAGGAGAACCAGCAGGCAGCUGCCGGGGCUGAAUCUGCUUCUUCCAUGAUUGAAGGCCAAGUGUACGUCAACGUCUCUCCUCCCACGGCCUCCGGAAGUCGUCCCCGUUCCCGCAGCUACGACCGCAACCUGGACAAGUCGCCCCCCCCACGGCUGGGCUCCCUGGAGCGGAUGCUGAGCUGCCCCGUCCGGCUCAGCGACGGCGCCGCCCCGGCCCAGCCCCCUCCUCCUCGCGUCACCUCCUUCGCGGAGAUUGCUAGAAGCAAGCGCAGAAAUGGGGGCGCGGGGGGGUCGCCGCCUCUGAAAGCAGGCGCCGACCCGUUCUCCUCCAUCCAUUCCAACCACUCGCACUCCUCCGUGGACUUCUCUCCGAUCCCGGAGCAGCGCGUGGAGGCCGACAGCCCGGCCGCGUCGCCGCUGCCCUUCACCAGAUGUUAUAGCCAAGGCAGCAUGGAGCGACAUCUGGAAGCUGGACGAGAGAGUCGGACCAAGGCUGAAGGUGGUCUCUCCACGUCGUCGGACAGCCGGCUGCCGGUGGUCCGCUACAGCAAGGAGCAGCGGCCCACCACCCUCCCCAUCCAGCCCUUCACCUUCCACCACCAGUUCCCGUCCAAACCCCCCCAGCCCAAGCCUCUGCUGCCCCUGCUCACGGGCUACGUCUCCGGGAUGCAGGCUCGGUCCAGUUCCGGCUCCGGGUCCGGGGCUCCGGUGGGCGGUGAAGAUCCGGCCGACCCCCUCGGCGCAGCUGCCGCCCCUCUGGAGUCGGUCCGGCCCUCGCCUCUCGGGAGCUACUCCCCGGUUCGCCACCAGGGGGCCCCCAGCUCGGGGAGCUGCUCCACCUGCACCCCCAGCCCCCAGCCUGCACACAGCCUCUCCUGCCCGCUUUCCUCGGGCCUCGGCCCGCUGCACACCCCAGCAGUAAAACAGGGAGGCGGGCCAACGCCAUUACCCAACACUCCCCCGCCCCCGUCUCUGGGGGUGAAGAGAGGGGUGGUGCCGCCGGCGCUGCCAGCCGUGCAGGGACAGUGUCUCCACCGUGGAGCUCCGCAGGGCUCGCCGGCUCUUCACGGUGACGCUCUGAGCCCACUGGGCUGUCUGGACUCUGGACAACAUGUGGAGGGAGGCAAAGGACCCGCGGCCAGGACACAACACGCACACCACCUCUCUCCUCAGGCUCUCAAGUGGAGGGAGUACCGUCGCCGCAACCCUCUGGGGGUGGAGAGGGUCUCUGGGCCCCCCCCUGCAGGACCGGGUCCCGUCUCUGGGAGCGCCGAGCUCAGACGACCCGCCAGACGAAACGUGUUUGAUUUCCCAGCAGCUCACUCCGGCCCCCGGCUCGGACAGCCCCACGGGGGUCAGUCGGCGAAGCUGCAGCAGAGCUACAACGACUUCCUGCCGGACUACUUCUCCCUCACAGAGAAACCGCCGGAGGAGUUCUGCCUGUCGCCCGACGCGUCCUCAUCAUCCUUCUCCUGCUCCUCGUCACACAUCUCUGUUGAUCUGACGCAGAAAAGAGCUUUGGUGAAAGCCGUCAACACGGCGGUGGAUCUGAUCGUGGCGCACUUCGGCACCAGCAGAGACCCCGAUGUGAAGGCCAAGCUGGGGAACAGCUGGGUGAGUCCCAACGUGGGUCACCUCAUCCUGAAGUACCUGUGUCCCGCCCUGCGUGACGUGCUGCAGGACGGCCUGAAGGCCUACGUGCUGGACCUGAUCAUCGGGCAGCGCCGCUGCCAGCCCUGGAGCCUGGUGGAGGCGUCGACCCAGCUGGGCCCGUCCACGCGCGUCCUCCACAGCUUGUUCUCAAAGGUGAGCCAGUUCUCGGAGCUCACGAGCCACAGCAUGAGACUCAACGCCUUCAUCUUCGGCCUGCUCAACCUGAAAUCGUUGGAGUUCUGGUUCAGUCACCUGCACACACAUGAAGAUAUCGUAGCAGCACACUACAGCCCGUGGGGUGUGCUUGCGCUGUCGCACGGAGCGUGCCAGCCUCUCUUCGAGGAGCUCCUCCUCCUGCUGCAGCCGCUGGCGCUGCUCCCCUUCGACCUGGACCUGCUGUUCGAGCCGCACCUCCUCCAGAAGAGCCGCGAGCACCUGCGGCGCAAGGAGCAGCUGUGCUCGGCCGGUCAGAGCCUCCACCUGUCCAGCCGCUCCACCUUCCAGCUGACGCGUGGCUGGAGCGCCACCGUCAGCGACAUGGUCAGGGACUCGGCCGCCGACGGCAGGAAAGAGCGAGCAGGGCUGCGGCGGGAGGGGACGUGGCCCAGGAUGGACGGGGCCGAGUGUCGGAGGAUGAAGAAGACGGAGGCGACGACCGAGAGCUUGACACCCGGCUCUGCAGCCACUCUCUGGAAGAGCAGGGCGAUGGGUGUAGGGCAGGAAGCUCAGCGCGACGGCGAGGACGGAGGAGAGCGGGACGGGAGGAGGGUGGAGGGACGCCAUCGGCAGGACCGGCAGGCGGGCUGGUGGUACCAGCUGAUGCAGUCCUCCCAGAUCUACAUCGACCAGUCCAGCGAAGGCUCCAAGUUCGUCAAGGUGGAGAAGAGGAGGAGGUCGUCAGAGAGACGUCACAGCCAGCCGCCGCCCGCCAGGGAGGGGGUGGUGGAGGGCGCCGAGUCCAGCCAGGACGGGGACGAGUCGAGGGGUUCCUGGGGGAGGCCGUCCUGGAUGGGCAGCCCCCCCGAGUCGGUUCUCCACCGGGAUAAGGACGCACGCCCUCGGGAGGUUACCGGGGGCAACGCCCCCACGGUGGCCCCCACGGCGGCCCCCACGGCGGCCCCCACGGCGGCCCCCGAGCAGAGCCCCUCGCAGGGACAGGGUCUGCGCUGGAGCAGGCUCUUUGGUUCCAGUGCCGGUUCUCCUUUGAGAGGAGACGCAGCCGAGCUGAAGGCCAGAUCCCAGAAGACCCGGCCGCCGUCAGGCUGGCUCGGCCUGGACAGGUCUGUCCUGGACCUCGUCGCUCUGACGAUGGGAGGCAGUGGGAGGAAGGUGGAGUCUCCUUCCACACCCACUCACGCCCAAACCGCCACCGCCGCCGCCAGCGUGGCACCCGCACAACAGACUCCCUGUGAGGUCCGAGCCUUGUGCCACCACAUCGCCACCGAGCCCGGCCAGCUGAGCUUCAACAAGGGCGACGUGCUGCGGGUUCUGAGCAGGGCCGACCCGGACUGGCUGCUGUGCUCCCUGGGCUCCGCCCACGGCCUCGUCCCCAUCAUCUACGUCACCCUCAGCAGCACGGAGGACAGCCGGGACGCCGCCGGACCCGAGCAGCUGUGAGCGACAAUCCCCCGAGAGAGCAAACCGACCCAGAGGACCGCCACACGUGUAGAACUCGGACAAACUCACACCUGCUUCACGGGUUCAGACAAGUGUGCAUGCAAACACCCAAAAAACCAGAACACCAGUCAAGAACAAACCCAAAGACUGUCAAACACGCUUCUCUCUCUUGGAACUCCCAACCGGCUCAAACAUGUGACCGUCCACCCGGUGCCUCAGAUCCCCAUCAUGAACUAGACCACACCUGGCCGCACCUCGCUGUACCAUUGCUAUGUUAAACUAGCUGUCCCGCCGCUUAUGUAGAGCUAACCAGCCUCUCUGUUCUGCUCUUUGGUUCUCCGGUAACAGACGUGUGAUUCAAAACUUUAUUCUUAGUAGCAGAGAACAGAAACAGGGAGGAGCCUGUUUACGUCUACAUCCUCACGCGCUUUUAUUCCCCCCUCACUCCGCCCGUCUCCGCUGGGAUGAAACCUCGUGUGGUUGUUUCACGUCGUACCCACCAGGGGGCGGUAACGAGUCGAGUCGCGUGACUGGACUCACAACCAACAAUCUUUUCAACUUGUCUCUUUUCUUUGUUUCUUCGUUGUUUCGUGACUCAUUUCUUAAUUCCGGCGGUGUUGCCCCGUUUCGUUCGUACUCGAACCUCCGAGAUGAAGCGCAACAAGACGGACAAAACCAUCCUUGUUGCGGAAACGAAAACGCCUUUAAUCCAUACCUGUCAAGUUUUGGAUUUAAAAAUACGGGAAAUUUUCCGCCACCCGCUGUCCCACCAGCACAACCAAUGUUACAUUUUAAGACAGAAAUCUAAAAUAACUACCUGUCAAUCACUUACAAACUACAAUUAUGUGCUCAGAAUCUCAUAGUUCUACCUUUGUUGACACUGAAAUGCUGUGAACAUUCUCAAGUAAUUCCUAUAAUAGAGCCAAAAUGAAAACAUAAAAAGGGAAUUAAAGCACAUUUAUUUAUUUUAAAUAUUUUCAGUUUAUAUACACAUUGAUUGUCUUCAAGUGGAACAUUUACAUUUUCUUUUCGUCAUUUUCACUCAUGUGGCUCUCAAGCGCCGUGAGACACUAACAUCGAAGUUACACAACUUUCAGAACAGGUAACUGAGCCCGAUCCUGCUGCUCUUUAGGAAAGUAAAUUUGGUUUCCCAUUUCUAGAGAUAUUUACACCAAGUCUUCGCUUUUUAGCAGAAAUGUCUUCUCUCUCGUUACAUCCAUCCAUCUCUGAUUUGUUGUUCUGAGUUUGUUCCCGUUGUCGCCACUAACCUCGCGAGAGCGGCCACCCAGGCUGCAGCAAGCAGCAGUUCUCGUGAGACUAGUGACAAUUCAGUUUGCUGUUUAAAAACGAUUAUAUUAAAAAACGGGAAGUUUACGGGAAAAUACUAAUAUAGGAGGACGGUGGGAAAGGGGAGUAAAAUACGUUAGUUUCCAGCCAAAACGGGAGACUUGACAGGUAUGCUUUAAUCUCCUCGGCCACGGCGGACGCCGAAGCCCUGCUAGUGUCGUUAUGGGAUACGCUGCGGGACGGACGUCCGGUGUUCGGAUCGAACGGCAGGUCCUAAGGCAAACCAAGUAGUUGUCGACAUGGACAUGAAGCUGAACCCGGUAUUUAAAGGAACGUUCCUGCGUUGAAACGGCCUCAGUUCAGCUGGCAGACCUCGGGUUUGUCCUCCAGCAGCGGCCCGCCGUCGUUUCAAGAAACUAUUUUAAUCCUCCGAUGAGACUCAGGAACGUCGGUCCUCCUGAGCGACGAGGGUUCCCGGCCUCUGCCUCCGACAGCUGUCAGCAACGUAGAAGUGGAAGCAGAGGUCAUGAACGCCACACCGGUACGCGACUUGUUCGGACUUCACACGUGGCGGCAUGGACCGGGCCUGUAGAACAAGUUGUUUUUAUAGCUUUCUGCACACGUGCGAAGUUAAACACUUAAUGACGUGUUUGAGCACUUUUCAGAACUUUGAAAUAUUUAUUUCGAUUAACUUCUGCUUCAACAUUAAGUGCCAUUUUUCCUGCGAACAAAUACUCGGUUGAAUUUACAUCCUUUUACUCUCUAAAUAAUGGACCUCGGGUUGAUUUAACGCCAGAGGGUUCCUCCGAUGUGACGGAAAACGCGACCUUUCUGACCUCCCGUCCCUCUCCGCUGUGCUUCAGCUCUCUCUUCGUGCAGAAGAAGAUGGUACGGCAGGGUCGUAACCAUGGCAACAGUUAACCCUGCCACGAUUGACAGUCCUCCCGAUGAUACCUGUUUUUACAUCCUUGUUGCCACGUUCUGCUUAAAGAGCAUGUAACCCUGCAACAGUAGCCCCCCCCCCCCCCCCCCCCAGUCGUCCCCCGGUCUCUCCUGCAUCGGCGGUUCAUGAGGACGUCUGGACCAGAAACAGCUGAACAGCCUGACUUGUGCAUGUGUAUCUGAUUUCUCUGUGAAUCCUGUCAAUACAACUUCACACUGCAGUUCUAUUUAUUCAUCGACCUUCAUGUAUGCGAGGGAACGUCCCCGCGAACAGGAACCUGGACUUCUCCAGGACUCCUCCAGGAGCUGGAAUGAUGCCUCGGUGUGGAUCAGAACCGCUGCGGACUGGUUUGGUGUUUUCUACCCAAGAACAGGUUGAAAUGUCUCGUUUAUGCCUUAAAGCUCUCGAGGGGAAGAAAGAGGCCGUUCAUGCCGAGUCUGACGUUAGAAUCUAUUUUGUAUAUCCUUUUGUGUCGUUUGUUUUUUUCCCAGAUUUGUUUGAAUUUUAACAAAAAGUUGCAAAGAGAUGUAUGAAGAUAUUUUUGGACAUUUAAAGGGAACCCCCUCCCCCACACCUUGAAAGCAUUCGUUGCCCCCCACACGUGUAAAGAUGUGGCCUUCGCUUGGAAGAAGAACUAAAGUGAGAGCUGACAACAGCAAACAUGAACCAACGUUACGUAUAAUUUGACCGUUUAAGUUGUUCAGUUGUAUUAUUGUACAGUUUUUAUUUUAACCCCUGACUUCAUCGUCCUUGAAUUGUACAUAUAUUUAAGUCCUCCGGUGGUCAGUUUUUGCCAUAGAGCGCUACUGUACGUAUGUAUGAAUGUUAUUAAUAAUUUAAUACAGGAGGAGAGUAUAAACUUUAGUUCUGCUGCUAACAAGCGUCCGAGUUUGACAAGUUGGCGUGAGGGUGUAAGGUGCAUCCAGCUCAAAAACCCACAAUAACCAGAGACGCGGGAGGAUGCUGACGGAGGCCAGAGGAGAGUCUCUUGUUGAGCUGAAACGUUGCACAUUGAAGUGCUGCACCUGUAGAUGUUGAAGAGAGAAGAAAAGGAAGGUGUUCUGUUCUCUCUCUCUCUCUCUGUAAAUACUUUCAGCAUCGGUAACACGUUUCCUCUCACCGUCUCCAGGCUAUACGAUGUGUGCGUACGACAUUAUCAAACUACUAUGGAUAUUAAAUAACAAAGUGCUCAUGUG
This is a messenger RNA of Cololabis saira (Pacific saury), 8703 nucleotides long. RefSeq names its product RUN and SH3 domain containing 2 (gene rusc2). Gene Ontology annotation, cellular component: cytoplasmic vesicle. The transcript is spliced from 14 exons. NCBI's taxonomy places the organism in Eukaryota, Metazoa, Chordata, Actinopteri, Beloniformes, Belonidae. Bases 421 to 5277 code for a protein of 1618 amino acids. The record is from RefSeq and is a predicted model, not a curated record. Gene Ontology annotation, molecular function: protein binding.